UUUCUUGAUGACGGAUCUGUCCGCAGCGUUUGGGUCGAAGAUCCUUUCAUCAGGUCUUCCUAUCAAAUAGAAAACUUUUCACACUUCUGCGAAGUUCUUUUAUCUUCCUCCUCGCUUGUGCGCAACAUUUAUCUAACCACUGGAUGUGACCAAAACAAUCGGUGCGAUCAAUUAGAAAAGCUGAACAACAUAAAAAAUGAUUUGGCUGCACGUGAUGUCAUUUUAACUUUGGACUUCUCCAGCACGCUCCAUGAUCGUGAGAUUCGUUUUGACAACGGUUGGAUAGUAAAAAUUGGCCGCGGUCUUGAUUUUAUUCGUCGCAGUGACCACAAAUUUCACGGGCUUGGUGUACAUGAUUAUAACUUCCGUCAAUGUCUAGAAACUACAAUCGAUAUCUUUCACCGAUCAUCUUUGGUCCGGAAAUGA
This is a messenger RNA of Protopolystoma xenopodis, 426 nucleotides long. The record is from the annotation of a GenBank genome assembly. NCBI's taxonomy places the organism in Eukaryota, Metazoa, Platyhelminthes, Monogenea, Polystomatidea, Polystomatidae.